UUAAAAAAACGAGUGCAAGAAAAAGGAAAAAAAUUGUUAGAAUAUAAGAAUUAAGGCUGUCAAAUGAAAAAAAAGGUCACGAUUAAUUAAUAGAAAAGUAUAUACUGUAUGCAGAAUAGAUACUCAAUUCUAUAAAUGAAUUAAUUCAAGAAGGUUUGUUUACUCGUACAUGAAUUAGUGGCAUGACCCUUGUGGUCUCAUAAUUAACCCUUAUAUAUAAGAUGAUGAUGAUGAGGACAAAAGUACAUGCCCCAUAAGAUUCUCUAAAAUUAAAAGUGGGGUGUGAUGGGGAAAAGAAGAGCACCAUGCUGUGACAAAAGCCAAGUGAAGAGAGGGCCAUGGAGUGAUGAAGAAAGUGAAAGACUCAGAUCUUUUAUCCUUAAAAAUGGUCAUCACAAUUGGAGAUCUCUUCCCAAACUCGCUGGAUUGAUGAGAUGCGGAAAGAGUUGUCGUCUAAGAUGGAUAAACUAUCUGAGACCAGGUCUCAAACGAGGCAACUUCACCAAAGAGGAGGAAGAUACCAUUAUCCAACUUCACCAAACUCAUGGAAACAAGUGGUCUAAGAUCGCAUCCCACUUUCCGGGAAGGACAGACAACGAGAUCAAGAAUGUGUGGAACACUCAUCUCAAGAAGCGAUUGAUGAAGAGAAAUUCAUCAUCAUCAUCUGAUGUUACCCAUCAUUCAGUGUCCUCUACCUCUUCUUCUUCUUCCUCAAUCUCAUCAAUCUUGAAGGAUGUUAUUAUUAUCAGCGAGAUGCCUAACCAGGAAGAGGAGUUUGAGGAAAUCUUGGUGGAGCAAAUGGCAUGUGGAUUUGAGGUUGAUGCACCACAAUCACUAGAAUGUCUCUUUGACGAUAGCCAGAUUCCUCCUCCUAUAUCUAAACCAGACUCACUAGAAAUCCAUGGGAAAUCAUCAGAUCACGAAUUUUGGAGCCGACUGGUUGAACCAGGGUUCGAUGAUUACAAUGAGUGGCUCAGUUUUUUGGAUAACCAAACUUGCUAGAACACAAGGAGUUGAUCCAUCAUGUCUUACUGUUGCAUUGUUUUUUUUUCAUCUUCUUUCUUUUAGAUAAAUUUAGAAUACACUGAGAACACACUGUUUUUCUAAAAGCUAGAAAUGGAAACUAGAAUGUAAACAAGUCAGAAGCUGAUGUUGGAAUUAUUAUUAUACCGGACGGUGGGGAUAAAAUCAUAUUUGAUAUUAGAUGAA
Molecule: messenger RNA, 1209 nt
Organism: Arabidopsis lyrata subsp. lyrata
Lineage: Eukaryota; Viridiplantae; Streptophyta; Magnoliopsida; Brassicales; Brassicaceae
Product: transcription factor MYB58
Exons: 3
Coding region: 286-1002 (238 amino acids)
Source: RefSeq, a predicted model, not a curated record